This is a messenger RNA of Clupea harengus (Atlantic herring), 1662 nucleotides long. Its product is annotated as neurexophilin-1. Gene Ontology annotation, molecular function: signaling receptor binding. NCBI's taxonomy places the organism in Eukaryota, Metazoa, Chordata, Actinopteri, Clupeiformes, Clupeidae. The record is from RefSeq and is a predicted model, not a curated record.
CGAAGUUCAUUCACAGUGCAAACACAUGAAUAAAAAUGCACGGGUCUUUACCCUCAUUGGCCACUAGAUGGCACCGUGUCAUCCAGUAAUUACCAUCAUUUUUCUAACUACUGAAGACUGCAGCAUACAACUGCAGCGUGUUGUCUUGCAUGAUCCUCCGAAAUUCUGAGGUCCUGUCUUCGUGUAUUCACUCCUGAAGCAGAGUCCCUGGGGCAGAAAAGCCAUUCCCACCUACUCAUGUGUGAAGAAAGGCAGACCAGGCCGAGGCCCUCUUCAGAUUCUUACGCUGAUAGUUGCAGUAUUGAAGAACUCCUGAGAACGAUAUGAGUGUUAUUUUGAAUCUAUUGAAGCACUGAGUAUGCUAAUUAAGUAGCCAAUCAGCUGGUGCACAGUGACUACAUUGCUGAAGAAAACAAAAAAUUAGGAACAACUGAAAGCCGUUGUCGUCUCAUGCAAUCUACAUGUGAAAAUUCAGAUGUGAAGACUUUAAAACUAUUUCACCUUGUUAGCGAAAUUGGAGAACUCUUGGCAAAUGAUUCCUCCAAAUAAAGUAGGUUAGGCUGAAGUGCAACUAGUAGCAACAGUUUCUUUUUUUCCAUGACACUCCGCCACCUUGUAUCAAUUCCGGAACCCCGCCGAAAAUUCCACACGUUUUUAUUUUAAUUACCCCCUCCCGUCGCGCACCAAGACACUCGAGAGGGGAGAUGUUCAAUUGCCGCGAGCUUCUCCGUUAGACCACACAGCACUUUGUCGAGUGGCCUCGGAUGACACAGAUGAAGAAGAAUGAGAUGUCAGUUUUUACUUUUUUUAUCAAUCAUUUAACCCCUUUAUGUUUUUCAAAUAGUUAAGGAGUUUUUAAGAAUGUCGUCUAUGCAUUGUUUUGUCCUGCUCUUCCUAUCAUACGCUAUCAACUUGACUACCAGCGACAAAACCGCCGUCUCUAAAAGAUCCAGCUCUUUGGAUUCAGACGUUCCAGAAACGGGAAAGCAUGUCUGGUCAGCCAGAGGAAAGGCUUUGCUCACGAACCACCUUUUCUCACACGGUGUUGUCGACAAAGAGAACACGUCUUCCUUUAGAAUGCGUGCUGAUCAGGGGGAGGUCUGGGAUUGGCGCCCGGACCCCAUGGACCCCCAGCAGCACGCCAACCUGAGGGCCAAGAGGCGACCCAUUGUCAAGACGGGCAAAUUCAAGAAGAUGUUCGGCUGGGGCGACUUCCAGUGCAACAUGAAAACGGUGACGCUGAAUUUGCUCAUCACCGGCAAGAUCGUGGACCACGGCAACGGCACGUUCAGCGUGUACUUCCGGUACAACGCCACGGGCCAGGGCAACGUGUCCGUGGGCCUGGUGCCGCCCACCAAGGUGGUGGAGUUUGACCCGUUCCAGCGGGUCGCGGCGGACCCAUCCGAGUCCAAACUGUUCAACUGCCGGGUGGAGUACGAGAAGGUGGAGCGGGGCACCAAGAGCUCGCUGUGCGGCGGCUACGACCCGUCCAAGACGUGCCAGCAGGAGCAGACCCACAGCCACGUCUCCUGGCUCUGCUCCAAGCCCUUCAAGGUCAUCUGCGUCUACAUCUCCUUCUACAGCACCGACUACAAGCUGGUGCAGAAGGUGUGCCCGGACUACAACUACCACAGCGACACCCCUUACAUGCCCUCAGGGUGA